AUGCCUGCCAACAAAGCAACUUGGACACGCGUUGUCCCAUCCGCAAGCCUUGACCGAUCAUCCCAAGCUGCGUCGAUAGUCGAUAAUAAGCUCUAUAUUUUUGGUGGCGAGCUCCAACCCCGCCAGCCCGUGGACAACAAGAUCCAUGUGAUUGAUCUCGCCCAAGGCAACCCUACACCCCAAAGCCUCGACGCCCCUUCCGUAGCACUCACCCCCCGCGUCGGAAGCCCCAGUACGACCGUCAAUGGCAAGACCUACAUCUUCUCCGGCCGCGGCGGCCUCGAGAUGACCCCCCUCGAGGAAUCAGGCGCCCUCUGGUCCUACGACCCCUCCGCCGCAGAAUGGUCCCUAAUCACCCCGUCCGACCGCGACGCGCCCUUCCCCGCCGGUCGGAGCUACCACUGCGUCGCCUCCGACGGCGCGGACAGGAUCUUCGUCCACGCGGGCUGCCCCGAGACGGGCCGCCUGUCCGACCUGUGGGCGUUCGACCUGGCGAGCACGACGUGGACGCAGCUGCCCUCCGCGCCGGAGCCGGCCAGGGGCGGCGCGUCGAUCGCGUUCGCUGGCGGGAAACUCUAUCGCGUGCACGGGUUCGACGGCAAGACGGAGCAAGGGGGGUCGCUGGACGUGUUUGAUCUCGAGGCGCGGGUCUGGUCGAGCAACCCAUACAAGGCAGACCAGGUCGACGGCCCGGAGGCGAGGAGUGUCGCCACGCUGUUGUCCGCCAAAGUUCAGGGCAAGCCGUACCUGGUCACCAUGUUCGGUGAGCGGGAUCCCUCCCCACUUGGUCACGCUGGAGCUGGGAAGAUGCUGAAGGAUGUCUGGGUCUACAAUAUUGAGCAAGGGAAAUGGGGCAUUGUUGAGACUGAAGGCGAUGCUCCGGUGGCUCGGGGAUGGUUUGACGCGGAUGUGACGACGGGCGCGGGUGGCCAAGAUGACAUUGUCGUUCAUGGAGGAUUGAGCGAUGAUAACACUAGACUGGGAGACGUCUGGCGCUUGAGCUUCAUUUGA
Clonostachys byssicola is the source of this 1011-nucleotide messenger RNA. The record is from the annotation of a GenBank genome assembly. NCBI's taxonomy places the organism in Eukaryota, Fungi, Ascomycota, Sordariomycetes, Hypocreales, Bionectriaceae.